Dacryopinax primogenitus is the source of this 3345-nucleotide messenger RNA. Its product is annotated as ATP-dependent protease La. Lineage: Eukaryota; Fungi; Basidiomycota; Dacrymycetes; Dacrymycetales; Dacrymycetaceae. The transcript is spliced from 5 exons. Gene Ontology annotation, molecular function: ATP hydrolysis activity; ATP binding; single-stranded DNA binding. Gene Ontology annotation, biological process: mitochondrion organization; protein quality control for misfolded or incompletely synthesized proteins; chaperone-mediated protein complex assembly. Gene Ontology annotation, cellular component: mitochondrial matrix. The coding region runs from base 631 to 3345 and encodes 904 amino acids. The record is from RefSeq and is a predicted model, not a curated record.
ACUCCACGAGCGUUUGCUCGCACGACACGUCUACGCACACUCACCCUCUCCUCCCACUGGCAAGAUCCUGGUCCUUCUAACAUCCGUAUCCCCAGUCUUCACGCCUCCGGGUUCACAGAAGGACGUCGGCAUCUCACCUCCUGCACCCCGGUGUUCGCACGAGAAUCGGCCGUGCGGCACUACCCACGAUGGGUCAACUCUGCGCGUGGGAACGGAAAGUCCAAGCCUGCCCAGGAAGAGCAAGGAGAUGCAGAGAGCGAAGAUGGGGAGAUUCAAGGGAGAGACCACGAACCAUCCCUUGACGAUAGCGAGGAGCAUGUCUCGCUCAGCGGAGAGGAGUCGGAAGGAGGACAAGGGGAGGGAGCGCCGCCUUCUUCUUCCUCUAGCGGAUCGGGGGACGACUCUGAUGGAUCUGGAUCUGGAUCUUCGUCCCAAGACUCUCCUCCUUCGUCGGCCUCUUCCCCUCCUCCGCCUGAACAAAACACCCCGACGUCGGCACUCACGAAGAACACCGUACCCGAGAUCUACCCCGAAGUGCUCGCCCUGCCUAUCACUCGUCGCCCACUAUUCCCCGGAUUUUACAAAGCCGUCGUCGUCCGCAACCCCUCCGUCGUCGCCGCUAUCAAGGACAUGAUGAAGCGUGGCCAGCCGUACCUGGGCGCCUUCCUGCUCAAAGACGAGAAUGCGGACAGCGACGUCAUCACGGAUAUCAACUCGGUGCACAAAGUUGGCGUGUUUGCUCAGAUCACCAGCGUGUUCCCCGCUCCUGGUGGGGAAGGAAAAGAUGGUGCGGAGAAAGAGGAGAGUUUGACUGCCGUGCUCUACCCACAUAGGAGGAUAAGGAUGACCGAGCUCAUCACGCCCAGUCACGGUGGUGUACCGGCCGCAAAGGUCCAACCGGUUGUCGAAGAAGGGCAGGAAGCAAAGAUUGAGGAAGAGGAAGCAAGGCCGAUCGACGCCAGCUCCGUUAUCUCCACACCUAUGCAGACCUCGUUCCUCAAAGACUACGCCAUCUCCAUCGUCAAAGUCGAGAACAUGUACGCACAGCCAUAUAAUAAGUCCAACCAGACCAUCCGAGCGAUCGUCGCCGAGCUCGUAAGUGUAUUCAAGGAGAUCGCCGGCCUGAACCCGCUCUUCCGGGACCAGAUCACGAACUUUACCAUCUCUCAGACGUCGACAAACAUCUUUGACGAGCCUGACAAGCUGGCGGACUUUGCGGCUGCGGUCUCUACUGGGGAGGUUGGCGAGCUGCAGGACGUGCUGGAGAGUUUGGACAUCGAGGACCGACUGCAGAAGGCACUCCUCGUCCUCAAGAAAGAACUUAUGAACGCCCAGCUACAGAGCAAGAUCUCCCGUGACGUGGAGAGUAAGAUUCAGAAGCGUCAACGUGAGUACUUCCUUAUGGAGCAGCUCAAGGGGAUCAAAAAGGAACUUGGGAUGGAGAGCGACGGGAAGGAUAAGCUUAUAGAGAAGUUUAAGGAGAGGGCGGAGCAGCUCAAGAUGCCUGAAGUAGUGAGGAAGGUGUUUGACGAAGAGCUUAACAAGCUCCAGCAUCUUGAACCUGCGGCGAGCGAAGCGAAUGUUACGCGGAACUAUCUGGAUUGGCUUACUCAGAUUCCUUGGGGUGUGCACUCAAUCGAGAACUACUCCAUCGCGCAUGCCACCAAGGUUCUUGAAGAAGACCACUACGGUUUGCAGGACGUUAAGUCCCGCAUCCUGGAGUUCCUCGCUGUCGGCAAGCUGCGCGGGACAGUGGAAGGCAAGAUCAUCUGCUUUGUCGGCCCGCCCGGUGUUGGCAAGACGAGUAUCGGCAAGUCCAUUGCGCGUGCUCUCAACAGGCAGUUCUUCCGAUUUUCGGUUGGAGGCCUCACAGACGUAGCGGAGAUCAAGGGUCAUCGAAGGACUUACGUGGGCGCUCUUCCGAGCAAGAUCAUCCAGGCGCUCAAACGGGUCGGUACGGAGAACCCCCUGGUGCUGAUCGACGAGGUGGACAAGAUCGGCCGUGGACACAAUGGUGACCCUGCUAGUGCCCUCCUCGAGAUGCUCGACCCGGAACAGAACACCGCUUUCCUUGACCACUAUAUGGACGUUCCUGUCGACCUCUCCCGGGUUCUGUUCGUCUGCACGGCCAAUGUGCUUGAUACUAUACCGGCUCCUCUAUUAGAUAGGAUGGAGGUGCUCGAGGUGUCUGGAUAUGUCGCGGAUGAGAAAUCGGUCAUCGCCGAUAAGUAUCUGGCGCCACAGGCGAGGGAAGCGAGCGGCCUUAAGGACGUUGACGUCACCCUGGAGCCUGCGGCGAUCGAUUCGUUGAUCAAAUACUACUGCCGCGAGAGUGGAGUACGAAACUUGAAGAAACAUAUUGAUAAGGCGUGUUCUAUCUAUCGGAAAGCUGCCCUGAAAAUCGUGCAAGACCUUGGCGAGGAUGCAUUACCUGAGGAAGAGGCCACCAAAGAGGAAAUCAAGGAUGAGCACGCGGCCGCGGUUGACGAACAACAGCCCAACCCCACGGCCUCUGUGCCCCAGCACGAGCACCACAAGGCGAUCGUCACGACACAAGAUCGCAAGCCACUCAAAGUGCCUGACACGGUGCACAUUCGGAUCGGCGUCGAUAAUUUGAAAGACUAUGUCGGCCCCCCUAUCUACCACAAGGACAGGCUUUACGUCAAAGCACCGCCUGCGGGUGUGAGCACUGGUCUUGGCUACCUCGGAAACGGCUCUGGCUCGGUCAUGCCUAUCGAGGCAACGUCUAUGCCUGGCAAGGGUGGGCUGCAACUUACCGGCAAGCUGGGCGAAGUCAUUAGGGAAAGCGCGCAGAUCGGUCUCAGCUGGGUCAAGUCCCAUGCCUUUGACCUUGGGCUCACAAAGGAGCCCUCGGAACAGUGGUUGAAUGACAGAGACGUGCAUUUGCAUAUGCCCGAGGGCGGCAUUGGCAAGGAAGGCCCGAGUGCUGGGACGGCUAUAUUAUCUGCCUUCGUAUCGCUAUUCACGAACACCAAGAUCAACCCUGAUAUUGCGAUGACUGGUGAAAUAUCCUUGGUUGGGCAAGUUCUGCCUGUCGGUGGUUUGAAAGAGAAAAUUCUGGCUGCGCAUCGUGCGGGCAUCAAGACUAUCCUGGCACCUGCAGCAAAUCGGGCUGAUAUCGAGGAGAACGUGCCAAAGAGUGUCAAAACUGGCAUCCGAUUCGUCUAUGUAGAGGAUGUCCGCCAGGUCCUACAGGAAGUGUUCAAGGGCGAACCGGUCACGGAAAAGUGGAAGGAGACUCUGGCAUACGAAGAGCCAGCGACGAGUGAGGAGGAAGUCAUCGCGGAGCCCUCCAGAGAGCAGGCUGCCGCAGUCCAGAACUAG